GCGCGGUGCGCGCCGCUACCGCGAGAGGUUCCGUUGAAGCUGGCGCCGCCAUCUUGGAGUUGGGAGAGGCCGCGCGUCCCGUUCCCGUCCCUCUCCGGAGGCCCACGGGCGCGGGGGGGGGCCGCGAGAGGCGGGGGAAGCAUGGGUGCCCGGCAGUGAGUUCGCAGCGCCCCGUCGGCUCGUCCGUCCCCACGGAGGCCGCGCCGCGGCGGGCGCGGGUUUGGGCGGGAUGGUGCAGUCCUGUUCCGCCUACCGCUGCCGGAACCGAUACGACAAAGAGAAGCCCAUCUCCUUCCACAAGUUUCCUCUUACAAGACCCGAUCUUUGCAAGAAGUGGGAAGCUGCUGUUAAGAGGAAAAACUUCAAGCCGACCAAGUACAGCAGCAUUUGCUCAGAACACUUUACCCCCGAUUGCUUCAAGAGGGAAUGCAAUAACAAGCUCCUAAAAGAGAAUGCUGUGCCCACAAUAUUCUGUUACACUGAACCCGGUGAAAAGUCUGAAGAAUUUGCAGAGCAGCCAGAAGAUCCACUGCCACCUCCUCCACUGCCACCGCUGCCACCGCCUCCACCACCACCACCACCACCACCACCACCACCAGCAGCUCCAGUACUACCACAAUCUCCAUCAACUCCUUCUUUUCAUUUGUCUCAAAUAGAUGCCAGAUUUGUAGAUCCGAGUAUUGGAUUAUUGAUGCCCCCUCUCCAGACCCCCAGCAAUCUUGCUGUUUUUUGCGAUCAUAACUAUACCGUAGAGGAUACAGUCCAUCAGCGAAAAAGAAUUCAACAGCUGGAAGAACAAGUUGAAAAGCUGCGGAAGAAGCUGAAGACAGCGCAACAGCGGUGCCGGCGUCAGGAAAGACAAAUUGAGAAACUAAGAGAAAUUGUUCAGUUUCAGAAAGAAAAAGACAUAUUGGCAGGAAAAGGCUAUGUGAUUCUGCCUAAUGACUAUUUUGAAGUUGUAGAAGUACCUGCCUAGGAGUCAUGAACAUCAGUUUUCACUUUGGUAGGCCAAGAAAUUUAGUUUAAAAACGAAAUUCUUUCUAAUUCUGUAUGUAAGAAUUUCCAGAAUUCUGAAACAGUAAUUAAGCAGUCAUACAAAUAGGAUAAUAUUUUUUCUUCAUUGUCAUUUCAGUUUGAUAUACUUUUAAUAUAUUGAAGAUGCAAGUAUCUCAGAAUUAGAAUAUGCAAUGAAUUUACAAAAUAUUAAUUGCUUCCAGAAGGAAAGGAUGCAAGAUUGAAGACACAUAGAAAUUUACUUUUUUUACAAUGUCUGUCUUAUGCUUACAGGGUCUGGGAACUGAAUCUGGGUGAGAGUGAAGUUUAGGUGGUUGUACACCUAGUGCUUUUUCAAGAUUUCUAAUGUUGGCUUUGGUAAUCCCCAGUAAGUAGUUUUCACUGAUUUUAGAAAGAACAGAAUUAGGUCAGCUAACAUCUGCAAGUGCUGCAGAAAGAUAGCUAAGAUGCACAUUUCAGUCUGGGAAAACUUCCAACUUCAGUUUGCUAUGCAUUUGAAGAACUGCAAAAAGUAAUUCCUGGAUCCUUUUGGGUGAGGUAUGUAAAUGAACCUCUUCUUUUGGAGUAACUGUUCACCCCCUGAGUGUUUUGAGGGCGAUGAGGAGAAUUCAUUAGCAUAGCUAACGAGACCUGUAGAAGCAGCUUUUGUUUUGAGGGCACUUAAAAAUAAUCCUGAAGUGCAAGGCUGAAUUGAACAUGUAUGUUACUGCACUGUUGGCAGGAUCAUUAAGACAAUGUACUGUUUACAGUGACUGCUUGCAAAAGGACACUGGUAAUACACAGUCCCAGUAUGUUGUAGGGUCAUCUUCCCAUAAACACUGUAACUGGUAGGGUGUUGUCCUUGGUUUUGAAAUUAACUCGCAUGUCAACCAUGUGUAGCUUCAGGGAGUGAAGUUUGUUCUUCAUCCAGGGAGUCAGGCAUUUAUGGCUUUGCAGUAUACAGUGGUUUUAUUUCUUUCUUUUUUUCACUCCCCAGAGGGCAUCCACCAAAGGGCAGAUAGGGAACUAGACUUUGGAGUUGCUUGGUGCUAGACUGGUUUAUAAUAUCUCAAAUGCUGCUGCCUCCUCUUCAGCCUUAUUAAGACUCUUUCAAAUAAUAGAUUUAGCAUGACGAAGUAGUGCAGCAGUUUGCACUUACUUUCUAAAAAUUUAUUCAGUCAACAAACUCAUUCAAAAUGAGAGAAAAUGGCUAACCCUAAUGUAGACCUCACAGCUGAAAUUCCUGGAUAUACGAGACAUGAGGAAAAUUUGCUUUUCUCAGUCUAUGUCAAACUUGUGUGUGAUGUGGGUUCUAGCUCUGAUGUUAAACAAGCCUUGUUCAUGAUGGCUUUAAAAGCUUCCCUUAAUAUCCUGUUAGCAUGACAUUUUGAAAUAUUUCAAACCAGUCUUGAUACUUCUGACCUCACUCAUGCCAUGUGUCUAUUUUCCCUACCAUUUCAUACACUUAAAAUGAACAAAAAUGCCAAUGCUUCCUUUUAUGUACAUUUAUUAUACCUAAUUAAAAAUUUGAAA
Messenger RNA from Pyrgilauda ruficollis (rufous-necked snowfinch), 2526 nucleotides. RefSeq names its product THAP domain containing 1 (gene THAP1). The record is from RefSeq and is a predicted model, not a curated record. Gene Ontology annotation, molecular function: sequence-specific DNA binding. The transcript is spliced from 3 exons. The coding region runs from base 230 to 976 and encodes 248 amino acids. NCBI's taxonomy places the organism in Eukaryota, Metazoa, Chordata, Aves, Passeriformes, Passeridae.